Molecule: messenger RNA, 1004 nt
Organism: Dentiscutata erythropus
Lineage: Eukaryota; Fungi; Glomeromycota; Glomeromycetes; Diversisporales; Gigasporaceae
Source: the annotation of a GenBank genome assembly
AAGAUUCUGUAUUCGGGAUUAAAUAUGAUGGGAAUACGAUCGUUGACGAUUUAAGAAAAGUUAUAUGGAAGGAAGAAAUCAAGGUUCCUGAACAUGUAAAAGCAAAAGACCUCCUUUUAUAUCAAGUUAAUAUAAAUCUUAACACACAAAAUCCUCAACGAGCCGCCCUUGGCAAUCCAGAUGCCAACAUUGUAACUGAUUUGGGUGGUCAGAAGUUGAGACCUAUUGAUAACGUUGAAAAUAAAUUUUCCGCACCCGCUAAUGAACAUAUUCACAUUAUCAUCGAGGUGCCUGUUGUUGCUGAGGCAACUUUGGAAACUACAGAAGGAGAACCAUCAUAUAAGCGGGCGAUUGAACAAAUCGCUAAUAUUCUUGAUAGGCAAAUGCCUUCUACUAAGUAUUUCUUUCUAAGCUUUUUCAAAAAACCAAGAAUCUCACUCUCAAAUACAAUUGUUUUCACUAUGAAUUCAACAAAUAAGAAUUUUGAUGAACAAUUCGUGUGGGAUGAUCGAGCUGAAAAUCAACAUAUGGAGGAUCAAAAAGAUUCACUAGCACUUGUCUGGUACGAUUCAAAGUCUAAGAAAGAUCUUUUGAGUGUCUACGAUGUCUCGCUUCCAUACAGAAUAAGUGGGACAGCAGAUGUGUUGGUUAUGGAUGAAAAGUUUUACAAUGUUCUAGAUUAUCAUAGUGGAAUCCGGGCUGGAUUCGAGUUAAAGAAAACGGUCCAAGAUUAUGACGUUAAUCAAGCUAUUGCCAAGCUUAUCGUGGCAAAUAUUCAUUCAAAUUAUGCCGUUUUCUUAGUUCUCACUGAUUUAAAUAAUAGUUGGAUGUUCUAUUGGCUUUCAAAUAAUAGAACAAUUAUGAUGUUUCGAGCCGCCAAUUCAAGUAAUGCUCUUGACAUUAUUGAGAGAGCACUUACCGAAGAUCCCACUUCUAUAACCAUUGACCCUAAUUUUCCUAUUGGAGCGAGAAUUAACUGCUUUCAUCAUUUGAGAAAUUUAUGA